UGUGAGGUCUCGUAUCUCCCGGGGCCCCUGAACGCAGCGCCGUUAAACCAGGACUCCUCUUCAUCCCGAGAGGAGGGAGACGGUGGAGACCAGGAAUAACACCGGAAUACACCGGAACACACCGGAAUACACCGCGCACACUUCUCCUGCAGACCCUCACACACACACAUACACACACAUAAACACACAUAUAUAUAUAUUCCACAGGAGCAAAGAGAGAAGAUGUCUCGCGGAGUGAUCCAGCCCAGCCAGCAGAAGCUCGCGGAGAAGCUCACCAUCCUCAACGACAGAGGCGUCGGGAUGCUGACCCGCGUGUAUAAUAUCAAAAAGGCAUGUGGCGAUCCCAAGGCUAAGCCCUCCUAUCUCGUGGAUAAGAACUUGGAGUCGGCGGUUAAAUUCAUUGUCAGGAAGUUUCCUGCCGUGGAGACACGGAAUAAUAACCUGGCUCAGCUGCAGAAGGAAAAGUCAGAGAUCCUGAAGAACCUGGCGCUCUACUAUUUCACCUUCGUAGAUGUCAUGGAAUUCAAGGACCAUGUGUGUGAGCUGCUGAACACCAUCGACGCCUGCCAGGUCUUCUUUGACAUUACGGUGAACUUUGACCUCACCAAGAACUACCUGGACCUGGUGGUGACCUACACUACUCUGAUGACCAUUCUGUCCCGCAUAGAGGAGAGGAAGGCCAUCAUCGGACUCUACAACUACGCCCACGAGAUGACGCACGGAGCCAGUGACCGGGAGUACCCCAGGUUGGGCCAGAUGAUCGUGGAUUAUGAAAACGCUUUGAAGAAGUUGAUGGAGGAGUUUGUUCCACAUGGAAAGUCCCUGUCGGAUGCAUUGAUCAGCCUCCAGAUGGUUUAUCCCCGGAGGAAUCUGUCCGCCGACCAGUGGAGGAACGCCCAGCUGCUGUCUCUCAUCUCUGCUCCCUCCACCAUGCUCAAUCCUGCACAGUCAGACACUAUGCCGUGUGAAUACCUGUCACUGGACGCAAUGGAGAAAUGGAUUGUUUUUGGUUUCAUCCUGUGUCACGCGGUGCUGAACAGCGACGCGACGGCGUUGUCUUUGUGGAAGCUGGCUCUGCAGAGCUCCACCUGCCUCUGUCUGUUCAGGGAUGAAGUCUUCCACAUCCACAAGGCUGCAGAGGAUCUGUUCGUGAACAUCAGAGGGUACAACAAACGCAUCAACGACAUCAGAGAGUGCAAGGAACAGGCCCUGUCUCAUGCAGGCUCCAUGCACAGAGAGAGACGCAAGUUUCUCCGAUCGGCCCUGAAGGAGUUGGCCACAGUUUUAGCCGAUCAACCUGGACUACUCGGUCCUAAGGCGUUGUUUGUGUUCAUGGCGUUGUCGUUUGCACGUGACGAGAUCAUCUGGCUGCUUCGACACGCAGACAACAUCCAGAAGAAGAGCACAGAUGACUUCAUAGACAAACACAUAGCAGAGUUGAUCUUCUACAUGGAGGAGCUCAGAGCUCACGUCAGGAAGUACGGCCCGGUGAUGCAGCGAUACUACGUCCAGUACCUGUCCGGGUUUGAUGCCGUGGUGCUGAAUGAACUGGUGCAGAACCUGUCUGUGUGUCCAGAGGACGAGUCUAUAAUCAUGUCUUCAUUUGUCAACACUAUGACCUCUCUCAGUGUCAAACAAGUGGAGGAUGGAGAGGUGUUUGACUUCAGAGGCAUGAGGCUGGACUGGUUCAGACUUCAGGCCUACACCAGCGUCUCUAAAGCCAGCCUCGGUAUAGCCGAUCACAAGGAGCUCGGCAAAAUGAUGAACACCAUCAUCUUCCACACAAAGAUGGUGGACUCUCUGGUGGAGAUGCUGGUGGAGACGUCGGACCUGUCCAUCUUCUGCUUCUACAGCCGUGCGUUUGAGAAGAUGUUCCAACAGUGUUUGGAGCUUCCCUCACAGAGCCGACACUCCAUCUGCUUCCCUCUGCUCUGCACACACUUCAUGUCCUGUACUCAUGAGCUCUGUCCCGAGGAGCGUCACCACAUAGGGGAUCGAAGCCUCUCGUUGUGUAACAUGUUUCUGGAUGAAAUGGCCAAACAGGCCAGAAACCUGAUCACUGACAUCUGCACUGAACAAUGUACACUCAGCGACCAGCUGCUUCCUAAGCACUGUGCGAAAACCAUCAGCCAGGCGGUGAACAAGAAGAGCAAGAAGGCGACGGGGAAGAAGGGCGAGCCGGAGAGAGAGAAACCGGGCGUGGAGAGCAUGAGGAAGAACCGACUACUGGUCACCAAUCUGGAUAAACUCCACACAGCACUUUCUGAACUCUGCUUCUCCAUCAACUACGUUCCCAACCUGGCGGUCUGGGAGCACACGUUCACACCGAGAGAGUACCUCACCUCGCACCUGGAGAUCAGAUUUACCAAGUCUAUAGUGGGGAUGACCAUGUACAACCAGGCUACCCAGGAGAUAGCCAAGCCCAGCGAGCUGCUGACCAGCGUGCGGGCCUACAUGACGGUGCUUCAGUCCAUAGAGAACUACGUCACCAUCGACAUCACCCGGGUCUUCAACAACGUCCUCCUGCAGCAGACGCAGCACCUGGACAGCCACGGGGAACCCACCAUCACCAGUCUGUACACAAACUGGUACCUGGAGACGUUGCUCCGUCAGGUCAGCAACGGACACAUCGCCUACUUCCCGGCCAUGAAGGCCUUCGUCAACCUUCCCACAGAGAACGAACUGACCUUCAACGCCGAGGAAUACUCCGACAUCUCCGAGAUGCGUUCACUGUCUGAGCUGUUGGGGCCGUACGGUAUGAAGUUCCUCAGCGAGAGUCUGAUGUGGCACAUCUCGUCACAGGUCGCUGAGCUGAAGAAACUGGUGGUAGAAAACAUGGAGGUGUUGACCCAGAUGAGGACGAGCUUCGACAAGCCAGAGCACAUGGCCGCCCUCUUCAAGAAACUCACCUCUGUGGACAGCGUGUUGAAGAGGAUGACCAUCAUUGGAGUCAUCUUGUCCUUCCGCUCCCUGGCUCAGGAGGCUCUCAGAGAUGUGUUAUCCUGUCAUAUUCCCUUCCUGGUCAGUUCGGUGGAGGACUUCAAGGACCACAUUCCCAGAGAGACAGACAUGAAGGUGGCCAUGAAUGUCUACGAGCUGUCGUCAGCGGCAGGUUUACCCUGUGAGAUCGACCCGGCGCUUGUGGUGGCUCUGUCCUCGCAGAAAAGUGAUAACAUCAGUCCAGAGGAGGAGUACAAGAUCGCCUGUCUGCUGAUGGUGUUUGUGGCGGUUUCCCUGCCAACGCUGGCCAGCAACGUGAUGUCACAGUACAGCCCCGCCAUAGAAGGCCACUGUAACAACAUCCACUGCCUGGCCAAAGCCAUCAACCAGAUCGCUGCUGCUCUCUUCACCAUCCACAAGGGGAGCAUAGAGGACCGCCUCAAAGAGUUCCUGGCUCUGGCUUCAUCCAGCCUGUUGAAGAUCGGCCAGGAGACGGACAAGAUGACAACACGCAACAGAGAGUCUGUCUACCUGCUGCUGGACAUGAUUGUGCAGGAGUCUCCCUUCCUCACCAUGGACCUGCUGGAGUCCUGCUUCCCCUACGUCCUGCUGCGAAACGCCUACCACGCCGUCUAUAAACAGAGCAUCAGUGCUAACGCAUAGACACACACUAAACACACAGCGGAGGCCUAGCGUGCUGUCUACCAUCCAUAUAGACGCAAACACACUAACCGGCAUACACUAAAUACAAACUAAAAACACUAAACUAUGCCUGAAAUGCCUCGAUGUUAAUAUCAAAACAAAAAACGCAUCAAUGUGACAUGUACACUAAAAUGUCGUCACACUAAACAUGUAAACAAGUUCACUCUAAAUACAAAAACAAUACUCUAAUCGCCAAAACAACAUACAGAAACUCCCAGAAUUCAAUGCACAAAGUCGACGAAAAGACACUAAAAUUUAAAUAUAAACAGAAACACACAAACACACAAACACACACGAGCUGGAUGAAGUUGGGGGAUCAGUGUCUUUAUUUUAAUCAUUGUACUUUUUCAUUGACGUUGCCAGGGACCAUUACCAUAGCAACACGUAAUAUACCAUAUGUUUGGUUGGUAUAAAAGAACAAAAAUAUAAAUAUAUAGUAUAUAUAUAGUUGACACUAAAAUAUUAUUUUCUUCUUCUUUUUCGUUUUCUUUUUUUCAAUGACAGAUUUGAGAUUUUUAGUGGCCAGCUGACAAACUUCUAUGUGGUGAUGGAUUUUGGAUGCUUACUUUGGGAAUGCAAAUGAUGUGUUGUGGAUUAUUAUUUUAUUUUUUCUUUAUUGCUUUUAUGGAGGAAGAUUCCUGUGUUGAUAAUGAAAGACAUGUUGCUUGUUAAUGUAAGUUUCCAUACUUCUCUACACACACUGACAGACAUCCUGAGCAGAUAAAACUAAUCUUUCAACAUUUCAUAGUGAACACACAAACAAACGAACACGCACACACGUUGUAUAACAUGGUGAUGUUUUCCUUUCUUUCUUUUUUCAAGCUAGUCGUAACUUGAACUUUCUGUGGGUAAAGAUAUAAUAUCUGUAUUCUACUUUGAUGUGAACUGAACUCGUCUGUUUUUUAAUGUUUAUGUUUUGUUAUUUUUUAACGAUGACGACAUCGACGACGACUAUUUGCCAAAUGUGUUGACACUAAAAAAAAAAAAAACAAGUUGUGUAUCGGGGCUUGGAAGUGGUGGAGUGUUUGGGUAUUAAUGGGGUGAAAUGCCAUUUUUAAGUGUCGGGGACGGUUUUUUUGGGGACGAUAGACGGUCGGGGAAACAAUCCGCCUGGCUCUGCGGCAGCUUGGUUGACAGAAAGGGGUCACACAAGAACUUUUAUUACAGCGGGAACAAACUUUCUUUUUUUUUUUUUAAAGUACUGCAGUAAUACUACAGUAAAUACAUGGAGCAGGUGUUCCAUGCUGCAGCCAGAAAACCUUCAGUACACCUGCAAAUAUUCCUCACAGCUGUUGUUAGUCAACUCUCUCUGAUUUAAGUAAAGGUCCAGUAGGUGCUACUCUUCUUUUUUUUUUUUUUUCUUCAACACUGUAAAGUAGAAAUGAACAACAACAACAAUAAUUUAUAUGAUAACUUGCAGAAUCAUUCCCUGUAACUUCUGGCUUCUGAAAAGAGGAUGAAAUUUCAAUUUUUAAGGAAGGAAAUUUAGCUUUUCUGCAUUUUUUUCAUUUUUACAGUUGCUAUCUUGUAGUGCUGGCCACCAACAGGCCCUACUGAAACAGCCAGGGAGAGGGAUAGUGCCUUGCUCAAGGGCAUCUUAACAGCAGCUGUUGAAGGUCCAACACCUACAUAAAUGUCUUGGUAUUUAACUUUAAUAGGAGCAAUUCAAUUAACCAAUUCCUCCACAGCAAAACAAGUAAAUCCUAAUUGAUCUCAGACCUGUGAAAGUCUACAACAAACCUGGAGCUGCAAUAAGACAAAAAAAUAAAUGUAUAUAUAUACUUAUACACUCUUGGUGAUGUUUUCACUGGAUUUGUUUAACUGUGGUCGAUGGGCAUCCUUCAAUAAAACUUUCCGUAUUGGCAGUUAUGUUUUUGCAAUGGUUGAACGGGACACACGGCCUCCAAGGCAGGCGGACGACUUUUACAAAGUGCAGUCUGGUUUAUUUAUAUAUAUUUUUUGUCAAUCAAGUCAUGGCAAGGGCUACGUAACGAGACACAAACCAUGCUCCCUGUAUGCCAGCCCUCUGCUAAUGUAUUACAAAACACCAGGGCGUCUGUCUGAAAGCUUGUACUGCAUUCUGACUGUAAAGAGCAGAAAAACACUAAAAUGACACGUCUGCACUUUACAGCAGAUCCCAGGUCGUAUCUCUGCUGUGUAGUGUGCAUUGUAAGCAUGUAAAGACAGAUCCAUGGACACAUUCUGCCAUUUGAUGUGGAAUGAUUGCUGUUGUUUUUUUUUUUCUUUCUAACCUCUCUUUCUUUUUUUUGUGUCCCUGAUUUCCUCCGUGUAACUUAAAUUAAUGAAUAAAAAAAUGAACUUUA
Anoplopoma fimbria (sablefish) is the source of this 5966-nucleotide messenger RNA. RefSeq names its product NCK-associated protein 1 (gene nckap1). NCBI's taxonomy places the organism in Eukaryota, Metazoa, Chordata, Actinopteri, Perciformes, Anoplopomatidae. Gene Ontology annotation, biological process: cell migration; cell projection assembly; cortical actin cytoskeleton organization. The record is from RefSeq and is a predicted model, not a curated record. Bases 223 to 3603 code for a protein of 1126 amino acids. The transcript has 31 exons. Gene Ontology annotation, cellular component: SCAR complex.